Molecule: messenger RNA, 632 nt
Organism: Aspergillus saccharolyticus JOP 1030-1
Lineage: Eukaryota; Fungi; Ascomycota; Eurotiomycetes; Eurotiales; Aspergillaceae
Exons: 3
Coding region: 74-571 (165 amino acids)
Source: RefSeq, a predicted model, not a curated record
CAAGCCUGCGACUUGAGAACAUCACUUUCAUUGCAACUCCCCUCACCGCUCAGGAAUUGCUACUACGCCUCCCAUGUCAACCCUACCAUCAUCCCGCCGUAGGGUAAAAACCCGCAGUAAGGCGCUCUUACUGCCGAGGGGUUAUAUGAUCAGUCGGCUCAAAUGUGACGAAGCGACCCCAGCAUGUAAUCAAUAUUGGACGGCAAGGAUUGAACAAGCAGUCAUUUCAACCAGCACUGGGCGAUGCAGCAGCGAGUUGGGACCAAUAUACCUCCCUAUCGACGAUGACGAUACAACCCUCCCGGGCCGAUUCUGGACGGCCACAGGCACCAGCGACUCAGAGUUUGUGUUUGCAUUCUCAGACCACAAUGGCACGCAGCCCUCCCGUGCGUCGGGCACCUGGUGCAUAGGGUUCAAGUACAAUGGAGAUUUGAAUCAGAAGACGGACGGCGAGCACAUCGUGCAGAGAUUCAAGUGCGACGUCAGGUCCGAUGACAACAUCGAGGCAUACGCGACCCAGGAGUCGAUGAACGAUCCAAGAUCCUCUUAUGAGUAUGUCUGUCGCAUCUGAGACUGGCUGUCGAGAUAUGGCUUAUUCAGAGAUUGGUUGGUAGCGAUAGAUCCAGAAAAUC